GUGUGAAGCGACAGAGGAGGUGGCGGAAUACCUGACAGAGGCUGUGACCUUGUGUAACAAUCCAUGCGUUGUUUGCUCUGCUUUGCUUCGAUGGAAACAUGUAUGUGUGAGUAUAUAUAUGUGCGUAUGUGUGAUUGAUCGACCGUUGGAAUGACUGACAGAGCGACUGAUUGUUUGUCUGAAUGUCUGUGUGCAAUUGACUCGCUGCCGUUGCUUGUGCUUCUCUCUCUCGCGUGACUGAUUGACUGAGUGUGAGGGAUGGAGGAGCCCGAGCUGCAGGGCAACAGACUCAAGCGCAAGCACUCACGAGGCAGCCACAGCUCACAUCGCAACAAGAAAAACAAGAAAGACCGGUAGAACCUCUGCAGACACACACACAAUGUCACCAUUCUUCGUUCACUGCCUUUGUUUUGUUUUGUUUCGUUCAGAGACGCGUCGAGCAGCGGCCAGGAGGACAAGCAGCGAUCAGACGACGAGAACCACGACAGAGAGAGCGCCGUCAUGCUCUCGAGGCUGCGCUGCCAACUCAUACCGGUGCACACACACUCUCAAUGAGCAUCCGUUGUGAGUGUGUGUGAAUGUGGAUGUGUGUGUCUCAGGUGAAGGAGGAGGGCGAGCAAGGAACCGACAAGGAGGACGAUGGUGACCAAGACAACGACAAUGAGGACGAGGCCGGCCGCCAGCACGACAGCACCUCGGGCCGAUGGAUGCAGCUGCUGGCCAUGCUGCAAGAGGAGCAGAGACUCGAGGUCGGUCGCUGUGUGUGUGCAUCGAUUUGUGGGCCUCAGGUGUGUCUGUCGUCAGUCUGCUGCUGCUGGUGCGUCUCGCGCUGCUGGCAACACGUCGGAGGCCGCUGCUGCUGCGGCGGCGGCCGACCAGAGCAACAAACGGGUCAGCCAAGCCAGGAAGGAAUAUGGGCGAUGGAUGGAUGGAUGGACUUGUGUGUGUGCAGGAUGGAUCGAUGAUCGAGAAAUGCUCCAUCCUGUCGUUCUUCAAGUGACUCGACCAUACAUCGACAGACAAAAAUGGUGGCAUUCGUGUGCAAUCGAAGGCUACUCAGACCAUUUGUGGCACAGAAACCAUUCGCUGGGUCUGC
Molecule: messenger RNA, 1096 nt
Organism: Vitrella brassicaformis
Lineage: Eukaryota; Vitrellaceae
Source: the annotation of a GenBank genome assembly